GCGACCCCCUGUCCUGCGCUCGCCGCAACUACUACAUUGACCGAGCGAACCACCGACACACAAGCGGAGGCGCGCAGUUUCACCGGAGCCCGCUGCCUGCCCGCCCGCCUGCCUGCCUGCCUGCCUGCGCUGUCUGCCUGCCUGCCUGCGAAAAGUGAUGCUGUCAUAGCCCCCUGCGCCGCGGACAGAGAGCCUCUUUCCCCUCCCGCACCCCCCUGGUUCUUCUCGGGCUGACCGUCGCGGUGGCAGUGCGGAUGUGGAGCCCGCAACGCAGCGCUUUUCACCCGUCGGCAAGCAUCGGAGGAGAAGAUGAAAUGUUUUUCCCGAUAUCUCCCGUACCUCUUCCGCCCUCCGAGCACCAUCCUGUCCUCCACUUGCCACACCGAAGCUGACAUUAUCUCAACGGUGGAGUUUAACUCAUCGGGGGAGCUGUUGGCCACCGGGGAUAAAGGAGGCAGAGUGGUUGUCUUCCAGAGGGAGCAGGAGAGUAAGAGCCAGCCCCAGCGUCGAGGGGAGUACAAUGUUUACAGCACGUUCCAGAGCCACGAGCCGGAGUUUGAUUACCUGAAGAGUUUGGAGAUUGAGGAGAAGAUCAACAAGAUCAAAUGGCUUCCACAGCAGAACGCCGCCUACUUCCUGCUGUCCACCAAUGACAAGACGGUGAAGCUGUGGAAGAUCAGUGAGAGAGACAAGCGUCCGGAGGGCUACAACCUGAAGGAUGAGGACGGACGGAUCAGAGACCCGUCGACCAUCACCUCGCUACGGGUGCCAGUGCUGCAGCCCAUGGACUUGAUGGUUGAGGCUACAGCCAGGCGUGUGUUCAGCAAUGCCCACACCUACCACAUCAACUCCAUCUCUGUCAACUCCGACCUUCAGACAUUCAUCUCCACUGACGACCUCCGGGUGAACCUGUGGAACCUGGAGAUCACCGAUCGCAGCUUCAACAUUGUGGACAUCAAACCAGCCAACAUGGAGGAGCUGACGGAAGUGAUCACUUCAGCAGAGUUUCAUCCCCAGCAGUGUCACACCUUUGCCUACAGCAGCAGCAAGGGCUCAAUACGCCUCUGCGACAUGAGACAGGCCGCACUCUGUGACAAGCACUGCAAAUACUUUGAAGAGCCAGAGGAUCCCUCCACUCGCUCCUUUUUCUCUGAAAUCAUCUCAUCCAUCUCAGACGUGAAGUUCAGCCACAACGGGCGCUAUCUGAUGACAAGGGACUACCUCACUGUCAAGGUGUGGGACCUUCAAAUGGAGAACAAACCACUAGAGACAUACCAGGUUCACGACUAUUUACGGGGCAAGCUUUGUUCUCUGUACGAGAACGACUGCAUCUUUGACAAGUUUGAGUGUGUCUGGAAUGGAUCAGACAGCGUCAUAAUGACCGGCUCCUACAACAAUUUCUUCCGAAUGUUUGACCGGAACACCAAACGUGAUGUCACACUGGAAGCGUCCAGAGAAAACAGCAAACCCAGAGCCAUUCUCAAGCCUCGCAAGGUGUGUGUAGGUGGGAAACGCCGUAAGGAUGAGAUCAGUGUAGACAGCUUAGACUUCAGCAAGAAGAUCCUUCACACCACGUGGCACCCACAUGAGAACAUCAUCGCGGUAGCUGCCACCAACAACCUCUACAUCUUCCAAGACAAGGUCAACUAAAGGGCAAUCUGCCCCUGCUGACCCCUGGCCCUCGCACAUGUGAGGGGCUGCAGGGAGAGUUAGGGUUGGAGAAGGGGAGAGAUGGAGCCCUCAUCUACAUCCUUCUCCUCCUCCUCUCCCUACGUCUUGUUGCUGCUGGUCUUGAAUUUUGCCACUCGGCUAAGGAAGUGCAGAGAUUAGUAUCCAGUGACUGAGGUGGGAAAGUGGACAUUAUGAAUUUUGGGAAGCAGGAAACUGAUACAACCUGGAUACAACUUGAGGAAAAGGAUUCCUUGAAAUCAAGAAUGGACUUUCAUUCUUCAAUUUGACUAAUAAUUUAAUUUAUUUAGCCAUGCGGACAGCUGAAGAAGUGAAUCUUGUGCAUUUAUGCAACAAGAGGAUUGCUGCAUGAAUACCGUGAUGUAGCAGCCCUCUGGACCCUGAAGAGAGGGGCUGAUGUGGGCACACUCAACAUAAAAUAGAGCACACAGACAGAAACCAAGCCUACGUGAUGGUGGCUCACUGCCACGUAGCAACAGUGCCCCCUCUCUUUGAGUCUGCUCAUGCUACAGUGCAUGUGAUCAAAUCGGACAGUGCGGCCCGCUGCAGAAUUCCUACACGAGAGGAAGAGACUGUUAAUCUCUGACCCCAGAAACGGAGAGUUUUUCUCUGCCUAUGACACGGUCAGUCUUUCUAGCGGUAAUUCUGUGUCUCCCUGCUGAGACUGCUGUAGUCUGUAAUGUGAAUGAAGCCCUUCCAGGCUGUGUCAAUGCUUUUAUUUAAUGCCGUUGUUUUAUUGAGUCCUUCUCUCGGUCAGUGAGUCUGUUUUAGAAGCUGUGGUGCCUUCUUUUGGUAUGUGGGGGUUCAAUGUAGUGGGCGUGGGAGGGGGGGAAGGGGACUGAGUAUAAGGCAGGAGUGUGAAUGUUUCAAAUGAAAUGUUAACUUAGGAACUUUCCUUUUUUUUUUCUCUCUCUCUCUCUCUCUCUCCAUCUCUUUCUCUCUUUAUAAACAAAAACAAAAAAAAAGCUCCACUGAGGUCCCAAGUGGAAAAAGUGCUUGGAGCAGUGUAGUCAUAAUUAAAUUAAAGCACCGGCUACAUGCUUGUGAGUUCAGGGGAGGACGCUGUGAUGUGUACAAAGUAAUUGUUGCUCUUAUCACAUAGCAGUCAGUCAGAUGUCAUGAGUUUGCAAAAGACACGACAAAGCCACAUUAAAACAUUUUUUGCAAAAUUCCAGCUGAAAAAAAAACCAAACUAUCACUCACCACACUUAUUUGGAUAGUGCCGAAAAUGAUCUGUAGAUGGUAAAACCGUAAACUUUUCAUGUCAAAUAUUGGCAUAACAUAAUGCUAGCCGAGCUCCUGAUCUUGUUUUUGCAUGCAUCGGAUCUGAAUCUGAUGAAACUGAUAGUCUUCAAAUCUGAACAUCUACAGAUCAUCUGAGGCACUGUGCAAAGUAUUACUUGCUUUCUCUAGAGGGAGCAAGUUUAAAAAUUUUGGAUUAAGAGCCUGUCCACGUUCCUCCUUUUGCUGAAGAUGGGGUUACAUGACACAGUAGUAGGUUGUAUUUCAGCACUCGGCUCUCUGAUCAGUUUGGAGAUCCUCACUUGUCACGGAUAUGUGUUAUGAGCCAGCUCCCAUAAAGGAAAGCAGUCAAAGGUCUAAACGAACUCUGUGAAAUCAGGGAAUUAUUAAGUGUGAUUCCUUUAAACAGUAAUGUCUUCUAGACAACUUCCUUUGUGACACUUCUAAUUGAAACAAAAAAACAAAAAAAAACUUUUAUAGCUCAGAAUGUAUUUAAAUGCAAUUAAUUACCAUGCAGUCUUUAUGCUUACUGGACUUUCUUUGAAUAAAAAAGAAUAAAGAUGUGCAAGUUCAAAUCCUGCAUUGUCAGACCUCCUCUAUUAUAGGUGUGGACUCGUUGAAUAUACACCUAAACCUGUAUCACGUCCUAAGUUCAUUGCUGCUUAUGGUGCAAGGGCGCCCUCAUGUGGGCGAAGAGUAAGACAUGUAAGGGCAGUCUGGC
Molecule: messenger RNA, 3652 nt
Organism: Xiphias gladius (swordfish)
Lineage: Eukaryota; Metazoa; Chordata; Actinopteri; Istiophoriformes; Xiphiidae
Gene: ppp2r2ba
Product: protein phosphatase 2, regulatory subunit B, beta a
Exons: 10
Coding region: 310-1650 (446 amino acids)
Biological process (GO): peptidyl-serine dephosphorylation
Cellular component (GO): protein phosphatase type 2A complex; cytosol
Molecular function (GO): protein binding; protein phosphatase regulator activity
Source: RefSeq, a predicted model, not a curated record